Tupaia belangeri chinensis (Chinese tree shrew) is the source of this 1306-nucleotide messenger RNA. It is a transcript of the gene TMEM38A, whose product is annotated as transmembrane protein 38A. Gene Ontology annotation, cellular component: membrane. Gene Ontology annotation, molecular function: identical protein binding; potassium channel activity. The record is from RefSeq and is a predicted model, not a curated record. Gene Ontology annotation, biological process: potassium ion transmembrane transport. Lineage: Eukaryota; Metazoa; Chordata; Mammalia; Scandentia; Tupaiidae.
UCUUCCCCGUCUUCGACCUCAGCUACUUCAUCAUCUCCAUCCUCUACCUCAAGUAUGAGCCAGGAGCCGUUGAGCUAUCCCGGCGUCACCCCGUGGCUUCCUGGCUCUGUGCCAUGCUGCACUGUUUUGGGAGUUACAUCCUGGCCGACCUGCUCCUUGGGGAGCCUGUGAUCGACUAUUUCAGCAACAACUCCAGCGUCCUGCUGGCCUCAGCUGUCUGGUACUUGAUUUUCUUCUGCCCCCUGGACCUCUUCUACAAGUGCGUCUGCUUCCUGCCCGUGAAGCUCAUCUUCGUGGCGAUGAAGGAGGUGGUGAGAGUCCGCAAGAUCGCCGUGGGCAUCCACCACGCACACCACCACUACCACCAUGGGUGGUUCGUCAUGAUCGCCACGGGGUGGGUCAAAGGUUCUGGUGUUGCCCUCAUGUCCAACUUUGAGCAGCUGCUCAGAGGGGUCUGGAAGCCGGAGACCAACGAGAUCCUACACAUGUCCUUCCCCACCAAGGCCAGCCUGUACGGAGCCAUCCUCUUUACCCUCCAGCAGACCCGCUGGCUCCCGGUGUCCAAAGCCAGCCUCAUCUUCAUCUUCACCAUGUUUAUGGUGUCCUGUAAGGUGUUCCUGACGGCCACCCACUCCCACAGUUCCCCAUUUGACGUCCUGGAGGGCUACAUCUGCCCCGUGCUGUUUGGGACGGCCUGGGGAGGUGACCAUCACCAUGACAACCAUGGCAUGGCCCAUGGCAUGGCCCAUGGCGGUGGGCCGGGUGCCCAGCAUUCGACUCUGCCAGCCAAGUCUAAGGAGGACCUGAACGAAGGUUCCAGAAAGAAGAAGACCAAGAAGGCGGAUUAAGGCAGAUUAGGAGGCUCAUGAGACACCCCGGAGAGGACCGGGGUCCAGGACUCCCAGAGGCGGGGCCUCCUGGGCUCAGAUUUCUCCUCGCUGAGCCUCAAUUUCCCCAUCUGCACAUGAGGGCCAUCAGCUCACCCUCCAGGGCUAGGCGGGGGACGGGGAUUAAAUGAGAUCUGGAGGCGAAGGAUUCUUGUAGGGAUGGAGGGGCCCUCUCUCUGCCCCUUUUGUGAGUGCGACGCAGAAUCCAGGCAGCAGCUCCAGCUAGAAAACUCUGCCCAGCCUUUUCUUGGCUCUGUCUUUACUUCCUUAAAACCGCAUCCUGACUCCAAAAGAAUUUCAAGCCAUAGCGAGACUCCGUUAUCCGAUGGCUGUUUCCAGACUCCUGCUGCAAACUAGGUGCUGGGAUUUUCGGAGUCUCUUCUUGCCCAGGCUCCUUAGUGGCUAGAUUUUCUCCUGUG